UUUCGUUGGUAGGCCGUCACACGUAGUUGCAGCUCUCAGCAGCGCGUUCGGAGACUGCGAAGACGCGCUAGACAAGUUCCUACAAGGCUGUGACGUCGCCGACCUCUCUGAGUAACAAUACGCAGUUGAGGAAGCCGCAAGGACUGAGUGUCCACGUCUCGAGAUGUCGCAACCAAUGACGAGAAGAACGGUAUUGUUCCUAGUAAUAUUGUUAAAUCACAACAUUCAAACCAGUCAUGGACUGCGAGUUUUAGGGAUACAUGCAUUUCAAAUGAGGAGUCAUCAUGUUAUGUGUGAAGAAUUAUUCCGAGGCUUGGCCGCUAAAGGUCAUCAAGUUGACGUCUACGGUCAUUAUCCGCUAAAGAAGCCUGAGCCAAAUUUAACGGAUUUUAGUUUGAAAGGCUUGAUAAGAACUGUAUCUAACAAUGUGUCUUUCGAAGAAGCUAGCAAAGCUGACGGAGUUGACACAAUGAGAUUUUGGAUAGGUAGUACUCAACAUGAUAUUUGCCAACUAUUGGGCCACCCAAUUUUCCAAAAGUUAAUUCAUAACCCGCCAAAGGACCCACCAUACGAUGUGAUAAUUACUGAGCUUUCGAUAGUCCAUUGUUACAAUGCAUUUGGACGUCACUUGAACAUACCAAUAGUUGGCGUCGUGACGUUAUCAAUGUUGGACUGGCAAUACGAACCUUUCGGAACUCCGAUCAAUUUGGCUAUGGAACCAACAACCAUGAGUUUCUAUCAUCCACCGAUGACAUUUUGGCAACGGUUGGAUAACUUUAUAGGCCACUACCGUAUGAUUCAUAUGUUUUAUCAAGUAGCGACAGUUCAAGAUAAAUACGUGGAAAAGUACUUUGGACCUGGCUAUGGAGAUGCUUACGAAGCGCACAAAGAUGUUUCGUUAGUCCUCGUUAAUCACGACGUAGCAUUAGCUGGGACACGAGCGUUUGCACCCAAGGUCAUACCGGUUGGUGGAUUACAUGUCGUAGAUCGUAACGAACCAUUGAACGAAGUGGUGCAAAAAUGGCUGGAUGAGAGCACACAUGGCUGCGUAUAUUUCUCGUUUGGUUCCUUCACCAGAAUAGAAACGUUUCCAAAGCACAUUCUUAACGCUUUUUACAAGUCUUUCGAGAAUAUUAAGCCCGUACGCGUACUCUUAAAAAUUGCGCAUCCAGAAGAAUUGCCUCCGGGACUUCCUUCAAAUGUACUUACUCAAACUUGGUUCCAACAAGUACCAGUAUUAAAGCACAAGAAUACUAAAGUUUUCGUGACCCACGGAGGAUUAAUGGGCGGGCAAGAAGCAAUUUAUUUUGGAGUACCAAUGGUUGCCGUUCCAUUAUUGGGCGAUCAACGUUUCAAUUCUGCAAAUUACGUUAGAAGAAAAAUUGCUGUCAAAGUAUGGCUGUCCGAAAUCACGGAAAAAACGUUUACUCAUGCUUUAAAAGAAGUUUUACAUAAUCCUAUUUAUCGCAACUCUAUGAAAAAGUUUAGCAUAAUGUUUAAAGAUCAUCCGUUAACUCCUAUGCAAACUGCAAUAUAUUGGAUUGAAUAUGUUUGUCGACAUGGAAAAGAUGCUCUUAAAUCUCCUUCUGAAGAUUUGUUAUGGUGGCAAAAAUCACUUCUAGAUAUAUAUGCUUUUCUUUGUGGAAUUGCAAUUGUAAUUUUAUUUGUCAGCAUACAAAUAGUCAAAAUAAUUAUGAAUCUGACAUUCGAAAUAUUAAAAAAACCAUGUAAAAAGAUAAGUACAAUGUUACGAUCACCUAUUUCAAUAGUGAUAAAUUGUAUCUUGGUAUUAAUUUUUAUGAUUACACAAAGAAGUGAUGCGUUGCGGAUUUUAGGAAUAUUUCCAUUCAAUAUGAGAAGUCAUUUUGUGAUGUGCGAAGAGCUACUCAAGGGAUUAGCAGCUAAGGGACACCAAGUUGAUGUUUACAGUCAUUUUCCGCUAAAAGAGUCAGUAAAAAAUUAUCAUGACUUUAGCUUAUUAGGAACGAUUCCAGCUCUUUCCAACAAUGUCACUUUUGAAGAUGCGUAUAAGGCUGACGCCGUAGAAAUGAUGAGACAUUGGUUCGAAUUUAUUCAAGAACCAAUGUGUGGUUUACUUGGACACAAAUACAUGCAAAAACUCAUCCAUAAUCCUCCUAGAGAUCCGCCUUACGAUCUUUUCAUCACUGAGCUCUCAAUAGCCCACUGUUUCAUUCCAUUUGGUCGCCACCUAAAUGUGCCAGUGAUUGGUAUGGUUACACCGCCUCUACUCGAUUGGCAUUUUGAUGGAUUCGGUACUCCUGCAAAUUUAGCAACAGAUCCAAGUAUAUUCUCUUCAUAUGCAGCUCCAAUGACAUUCUUUGAGCGUUUAGGCAACGUGGUUCUUCAUGAACGUAUGGUGCGAACUUUUAGGACAUAUGCGUCGGCCCAAGAUAAAUAUGUGAAAGAAUAUUUUGGAUCUAGAUUACCGAAUGUUUACGAUUUGCAAAAAGACGUUUCUCUUGUUCUUGUAAACCAUGAUGUGUCACUGAGUGGAAUGAUGCCCUUUGCUCCAAAAGUUAUACCUGUAGGAGGCUUGCAUGUAGUCGAUCGCAACGAAACGUUGCCCCAGGCGGUACAGAAAUGGCUGGAUGAGAGCACACAUGGCUGCAUAUAUUUUUCUUUCGGAUCGUUCACCAGAAUAGAGACGUUUCCAAGACACAUUAUCGAAGCUUUCUAUAAAUCGAUCGAUAACAUCGCACCAGUUCGUGCCCUCUUAAAAAUCGCGAAACCAGAGGAGCUACCUCCAGGACUCCCGUCGAACGCCUUUACUCAACCGUGGUUGCAACAAAUAGCCGUUUUGAAACAUAAAAAUAUCAAAGCUUUCGUGACGCAUGGAGGUUUGAUGAGUGGACAAGAAGCAAUUCGUUUUGGAGUACCGAUGAUUGGAGUUCCAUUACUUGGCGAUCAAUGGUUCAAUGUCAAAAAUUAUGUGAGAAGAAAUAUAGGUAUCGAAGUUAGCCUGCCUGACAUAACCGAAUCAACCUUUACAAAUGCUCUAAACGCCAUUCUAAAAAAUCCAAAGUAUCGGGAAUCAGCGCAAAAGUUGAGUAGAAAAAUCAAAGAUCGCCCUCUAUCGCUUAUAGACACUGCAAUAUUUUGGGUGGAGUAUAUUCAUCGGAAUGGAAAAGAUGCACUUAAAUCACCUAUUGACGAUAUGCACUGGUGGGAAGCUUCUCUUUUAGAUGUGUAUGCUUUCAUUGUCGGAUUAUUACUUCUCAUCUUGUACGUAAUAUAUAGGUUGACUUAUAUAUUGAUCAAGUUUUUUUCAUUCAAAGUAUACCACAAUGCAAAUAUUAAAUUAAAGAAUCAAUGAUUUGUCGUGAUAUAUUUGAUGAACUGCGUGAUUUAAUUUAUUUCUAAUUAUAUAUGACAUGCCUAGUUCUAGUAAUAUUUUUCUAUACCCUGUGGUUUUGAAAUAGGGUUUGUCAGUAUUUAAAAUUAGGACGUAAAUACUGUGCUUUAUAUUUAUAACUUCUUCACUAUAUUAUUUGAAUAAUACUAUAUUUAUAAAUAAUGUAAUUUACCGAGUAUUGAAAUUGCUUAACUUGAUUAAAUACGAUGUAGUUCAAUUUUUUCAAACAAUUUAAUAAGAAACCAAACUGAUGACAAAGGUUUUUUGUUUCAUUUACAGCCAUUGCAUGAUUGUUAAUUUAACUAUAUCGACAAUGUUAUAUUAGAAGCAUCAAUGAUUUCAGACACUACAUUUUUAUCAGUCAAUACUAAACAUACUAUUUUUACACAGUCGACCGUAAUAUUAAGCUAUCAUCUGAACCAUUACCACCCUUAUUUAGAAGUUCAUUAUUAGAUUUUGAAUGAGAAACCUUAGUUUAAGAAUAAACUGGAAACUGAUAGAGUUUAAUUAAUUUUAAUUAUAAUUGACGGUCGUUAUAUUAUUUUAUUACUUGGAUAUAAUCAAAAAACAAUAUUUUCGUUAUUUGAUUGUACAUAUAUUAUUAUUAAAAGUUAAAUAAAUUUGUAUUUCAUCAAAAUCAAAAUUGU
Molecule: messenger RNA, 4020 nt
Organism: Phymastichus coffea
Lineage: Eukaryota; Metazoa; Arthropoda; Insecta; Hymenoptera; Eulophidae
Exons: 11
Coding region: 164-3334 (1056 amino acids)
Molecular function (GO): UDP-glycosyltransferase activity
Source: RefSeq, a predicted model, not a curated record